AAUUUCCAAGUCGGGGGCUGCAAGGCGACAGGUGCGGCAACUUGCUGGGCGUCGUCGGAUGAUUGUCGGCUAAACAACUUUUGCAAGUUCUCUGCGCCAGAAGUUUGGGAGACAGAGCAUCCCGCUUCCAUCUCCAAUUGCCAUAACCAAAUACCAACGUAGCCGAAAAUGUCUAUGUUCCGUGCGAAAAAGCUGGAUCUUGGGUGCUUCACCAAGAUCCGAACGAUCAGAGACCACACAAAGCGCAAAGUUUUUGAGCAACACGAGCCCGAAAGACAAGCUCUCAGAUAUAUGAUUCGCAAUACCUCACUACCACCGCGUGCCCGAGCCGAAGCGCAACUUCAGUUGACGCAGAUGCACAGCUACACGAGACCUACACAGAUCCGCAACAGAUGUAUAAUGGGAGGCCGUGGACGUGGUAUUUUCCGAGCCUUCAAAUUGAACCGAUUCGUAUUCCGUCGAGAGGCAAUCGCAGGCAACUUACCUGGUGUUAAGAUUGCUAGUUGGUAGAUGGUAUAUAAAGCAUGGUUCGUGAUUGUAAAAUAUAUAUGUACAUUAGCGUUUGUCAUUAGCCGCUCUUUCUACCUAUGUUAUACGAAAAUAAUACUGAAAAUUUGGCGCUCACAUAGAUGCUGUACCAGUAACCACUGCGCGAGUAUGUACAUGUGGCUCACUCCAUGUCGACUUAGCCAAUUAAUGUUAAAAUAGAUAGCGUAAUGACACGCAUAUACAUCUUAUCUCACCGCUGAAUAUAAUUAUGAAUAUUAGCUUCCGAGAAGUGACGCAUUUGUACCUUGUGAAGUCAGUAUGCAGACUUCCGGGUAGGCGACGAGAUCGAAAAUUU
Molecule: messenger RNA, 844 nt
Organism: [Torrubiella] hemipterigena
Lineage: Eukaryota; Fungi; Ascomycota; Sordariomycetes; Hypocreales; Clavicipitaceae
Source: the annotation of a GenBank genome assembly